UGGGUUCACAUCAUUUGUUUAUGUAUGCACCUUGAAUCCCUGAUGUUGAUUCAAAGUUUCGUUCUUUUUUUUUUAGAACAUUAGGUGCUGUUUGUUUAUACUUAAUGUGAAAUGCAAAAGUGUAAGGAUAGGAGUAUAUGGAUCAGUUGCUUUGUAGGGUGAGCCACGUGCGAACGUGUUUGUGGCAAUUGAAGAUGAUGAUAAAGUGGUUGAGAAGCUGUAAUCGUUCGUGCAAGGCGGCUUCAUGCUUCUCCUUCAGGUCUUUAACCAAAGUUUUUAGCUUUUAUGUCUCUCUCUUUCUCACUUCAGUUGUUAUCAUUCAGAUAGGUUUUGCGUGUUAGAUGUUUAUCAUUAAAAUAUAUUUCAUUCUUCUUCUGUGUGGGUGGGUGUGGACGUGGCAUAUGAACAUUGAGGUUCUUACUAAUCUUGUUGUCAUCUGCAUUGUGAUUGAAACCCUAUUUACAGCAAAAUGACUCUUGGAAGUCUGAACUAGCUAGUUUCAAAAAAAAAAAAAGUCUGAACUAGCUGCGUCUUUAUUAAUUAGCAGCAAUUACGCGCAAGCUCAACAGAAGCGGACCACUCCUUAUUGAAGGAUUCUUGAAAUUUGAGGUUUAGUGAUCAUGAAUGGUGGUAAUUCAAGGAAAGAAUCAGAAACAAAGUUUUCAUCGAGCCUUGAGUCUACAAAUCCUCCUCACAGAUCAUCUGCUUCUGAUAACUUACAAAGAUAGAAGAGGUGAUGAAGAUGCAGCUGGAUAGGAAAACUCGGAGCUUGACAUCGUCUUGGAGGAAUGUGAGAGGUGGAACAAAUGAAAAAGAAGAAGGGAAGGAUUGAUUAAGUGGGUUUCUAAUCAAAUGCAGCUUAUAGUCAUAUGUUUUUUGAGUUAUCCUUUUUUGUUUUUGUAACAUGUUUUGGCUGAACUUCUCUUAAGUCUCUUUUAAGAAACUUCGGUUUGUCUGAAAAUAUCGGAUUAGUGUGACUACUAAAGUUGUUUUUGAGAUCACAAUCAAAGGAGGAAACAACAAUCUGUUGUUGUUGCCAGCCUCGUGUUUCGAAAUGGACGAUUACACGAGAGAGAUGAUGGAUCUCAAGACAUUGGUCACUCGAACCCUCGAGAAGAAAGGUGUCCUCGCUAAGAUCCGGGCUGAGCUACGUGCGAGUGUGUUUGAAGCAAUUGAAGAAGAGGAUCGAGUGAUUGCUAACAGCAAAGGCUUGCCUCCAGCUUUGUUAGGAAGCUGCAAUGAUCGUGCUAGGCGUCUUCAUGCUUCUCCUUCAGGCAGGUUGCUGUCUGCUUUGGUAUGCGAAUACUUGGACUGGGCGCAGCUUAACCACACACUCAAAGUUUAUCAGCCUGAAUGUAAUUUGCCAAAAGAUUCAUGGAGGUCUGAGUUACAUGAUUUUAGUAGCAACAGUGGACAUGAGCUCAACAGAAACGGAGAUAGCAAACCACUCCUUCUUGAUGUUCUUGAUGGAUUCUUCAAGUUUGAGGCUAUAGGUGGUGGUGGUGGUAGCUCAAGGAGAGAGUCAGAAACGGAGUCCUCAUCAAGCCUUGACUCAAGAAAUCCUCCUCGUACAUCAUCUGCCUCUGAGAGCCUACCUCCUCAACGAAGGUCAAUAUCUGCAUCGGGCCCUACCUCUGGGUACAGAAAAGAGGAACACAGUUGGAGAUAUGACAGUGAAGAUGGGAGUGAAGAGGUAACGAGAGCUUCAGCAGCGCUGGAAAAUCUGCAGCUAGAUAGGAAAACUAGGAACCUAACAUCAUCUUGGAGGAAUGUGAGGGAUGGAACAAAUGAAGAAGAUGGGAAAGAUUAACAUGGCGGCGUGUGUGUGUGUGUGUGUGUGUGACUCUCUGUGUUUAUUUAUGGCGGCGUUAGAUGUUUGCAACUGUGUUUGCUAUCAUUUUGUUUGUAUUUGUCAAAGUAGUUGUUUGAGAAGGGAUUGGAAGUAAGUUUAUAUUAGCAAAUGAAAUCUGCCCUCCAAGACCAUAAACAUGUCACAAUGUUAAAGAAUUUUUGUUUCUAAGCCUCACUCAAAGCAAAAAAUGAAAAAUUGUACUAUAA
This is a messenger RNA of Brassica rapa (field mustard), 2058 nucleotides long. RefSeq names its product protein TONNEAU 1a. Lineage: Eukaryota; Viridiplantae; Streptophyta; Magnoliopsida; Brassicales; Brassicaceae. Gene Ontology annotation, molecular function: protein binding. The record is from RefSeq and is a predicted model, not a curated record.